UCUUCUUCGUUCGUUGUCACCUUCAAGAAACAAACAAAUUUUCAAAAAGAUUCGUUUUUUCUUUUUCUUCAGAAGAUCGAAUUUGAAAGAGAGACCAAAAAUGGCGUCUUGGAAUUCGAUUCCGCUGGAGAUCUCUUACGAAAUCGUUGGGUGGAUUGCUUUUGCUUCGUGGUCUUUUAGCUUUUACCCACAGCUGAUUUUGAAUUACCAAAGAAAAAGUGUGGUUGGAUUGAACUUCGACUUUGCGCUGUUGAAUUUGACAAAGCACUCAUCGUAUAUGAUCUACAACGUUUGCCUCUACUUUAGUCCUGUUAUUCAGAAACAGUACUUUGAUAUUUAUGGCGACAAAGAGAUGAUACCUGUGGCUGCAAAUGAUGUUGCAUUCUCACUCCAUGCAGUUGCAAUGACAGCUGCGACACUGUUCCAGAUCGUUAUCUAUGAUCGUGGAACUCAAAAAGUAUCCAAACUUGCUACAGGUAUUGUAGCUUUGGUGUUGGCAUUUGCAGCUAUUUGUUUCUUCAUAGCAUUACCUACACAGUCUUGGCUCUGGCUCAUCACGAUCUUCAACUCGAUUCAGGUCGUCAUGACAUGCGUCAAGUACAUUCCACAGGCAAAGAUGAACUUCACUAGGAAAAGCACAGACGGGUGGAGCAUCGGAAAUAUUCUUCUUGAUUUUACCGGAGGAGUCGCCAGCUAUAUGCAAAUGCUUAUGCAAUCUAUUGACCAAAAUUCUUGGGUGAACUUCUAUGGGAACCUUGGAAAGACUCUUCUAUCACUUAUCACAGUAUUUUUUGAUCUCAUCUUCAUGCUUCAACACUAUGUGUUAUACCCAGAGACGAAAACCUCAAAAACCGUGGAAAGUGAUCAGGAAUCGAACGAGCCUCUCGUUGAUUCUUCUCAAGAACAUGUUUAAAGAUGAGACAAUCAGAGUCAUUUGUUUUUCAGCAUUCCCUCUGUAUAUGUUCAAAUCACAAAAAAAAAAAAAAAAACAAACACAAAUGGAACAACACUUGAGACUCGUAGUCUAUUUAUCCUACGUAGUUGUUGUCUUAGUAUCAUUUUUAAUGUAUCAUUAUCACUUGGACAAGGAAUGUAUAUUACAAUGGUCAAUCUUGGUUUUUUUUUGUAAGAAUCCAUGUAACUCUAUUCUAGAGUACCAUUCAUUAAGAAAAAAAAAUUACGCCCCAAA
Molecule: messenger RNA, 1189 nt
Organism: Capsella rubella
Lineage: Eukaryota; Viridiplantae; Streptophyta; Magnoliopsida; Brassicales; Brassicaceae
Product: cystinosin homolog
Exons: 8
Coding region: 101-913 (270 amino acids)
Biological process (GO): L-cystine transport
Cellular component (GO): vacuolar membrane
Molecular function (GO): L-cystine transmembrane transporter activity
Source: RefSeq, a predicted model, not a curated record